Messenger RNA from Arabis nemorensis, 696 nucleotides. NCBI's taxonomy places the organism in Eukaryota, Viridiplantae, Streptophyta, Magnoliopsida, Brassicales, Brassicaceae. The record is from the annotation of a GenBank genome assembly.
AUGGACUCACCACCAGACUGCGCUACGUCGACAGCCAUGAGAAAUUUUAACUGGAUGUAUAAUGUUUUGUCUCUGUGUACCUCCCCCAAAAUCAAGUCCUUUUUAUGGAGAACACUUUCUCAAGCCCUUCCAGUGGGUGCUACCCUCGCUAGUCGUCACAUUACUUCCUCGGUGAAGUGUUUGAGAUGUGGAGGAGAUGAAGAUGUGAGUCAUGUUCUAUUCUUCUGUCCUUUCGCUCAAACCAUAUGGGAUCAUGCUCCCAUUACUUCCUCCCCUAGUUUUAGGAGGGCUCUAUCUACUCAAGACAAACUCUCGGAGGCUCGAGCUCUGCUCAAUAUGCCCCCUACGGGAGUAACUAUCCCAUUGUAUCCUUGGAUUCUCUGGCAAACGUGGAAGGCACGUAACUCCCUCUGUUUCCAAAACCGUGAAUUCUCGAGGAUAGAAAUUAUCUCUAAGGCGGUUACCGAAGCAAGGUUUUGGCAACAAGCUCAAGAGUCCAUUCCAAAAUCACUUCCUUUCCAACCCCCACAGAUCACUACGCCUCCAUCCGAAAUUGAUAUCUUUUGUUUUGUGGAUGCGGCUUGGACUAGCUCCUCCCUUUUCGGAGGUAUGGGUUGGAUUUUCAGGUUUGGAUCCUCCCGUUUAGAAGUUCACGGGACCUUGUCUCGUCUCGUCUUUUUGUGGCCUCAGCUCUGA